Condylura cristata (star-nosed mole) is the source of this 2710-nucleotide messenger RNA. It is a transcript of the gene ZNRF3, whose product is annotated as zinc and ring finger 3. NCBI's taxonomy places the organism in Eukaryota, Metazoa, Chordata, Mammalia, Eulipotyphla, Talpidae. The transcript has 8 exons. Gene Ontology annotation, biological process: ubiquitin-dependent protein catabolic process; Wnt receptor catabolic process; negative regulation of canonical Wnt signaling pathway. The record is from RefSeq and is a predicted model, not a curated record. Gene Ontology annotation, molecular function: frizzled binding; ubiquitin protein ligase activity. Bases 3 to 2510 code for a protein of 835 amino acids.
AGAUGCACCCACUGGGCCUGUGUAAUAACAAUGAUGAAGAGGACUUGUAUGAAUAUGGCUGGGUAGGAGUGGUGAAGCUGGAACAGCCAGAAUUGGACCCCAAGCCAUGUCUCACUGUCCUGGGCAAGGCCAAGCGAGCAGUGCAGCGGGGAGCCACCGCAGUCAUCUUUGAUGUAUCUGAAAACCCAGAAGCUAUCGACCAGCUAAACCAAGGUUCAGAAGACCCACUCAAAAGGCCAGUGGUAUAUGUGAAGGGCGCAGAUGCCAUCAAACUGAUGAAUAUCGUCAACAAGCAGAAAGUGGCUCGAGCAAGGAUUCAGCACCGUCCUCCCCGACAACCCACUGAAUACUUUGACAUGGGGAUUUUCCUGGCUUUCUUUGUCGUGGUCUCCUUGGUGUGCCUCAUCCUCCUUGUCAAAAUCAAGCUGAAGCAACGACGCAGUCAGAAUUCCAUGAACAGACUGGCCGUGCAGGCGCUAGAGAAGAUGGAAACCAGAAAGUUCAACUCCAAGAGCAAGGGGCACCGAGAAGGGAGCUGUGGAGCCCUGGACACUCUCAGUAGCAGCUCUACAUCCGAUUGUGCCAUCUGCCUGGAGAAGUACAUCGACGGAGAGGAACUUCGAGUUAUCCCCUGUACUCACCGCUUUCACAGGAAAUGUGUGGAUCCUUGGCUUCUACAGCACCACACCUGCCCCCACUGUCGCCACAACAUCAUAGAGCAAAAGGGAAACCCAGGUGCCGUUUGUGUGGAGACCAGCAACCUGGCGCGUGGCCGGCAACAGAGAGUUAUUUUGCCGGUACACUAUCCCGGCCGCGUGCACAGGACCAAUGCCAUCCCAGCCUACCCGACGAGGACAAGCAUGGACUCUCAUGGGAACCCUGUCACACUGCUGACUGUGGACCGCCAUGGGGAGCAGAGCCUCUAUUCGCCUCAGACCCCCGCGUACAUCCGCGGCUACCCACCCCUUCACCUGGACCACGCCUUGGCCCCUCACCGCUGUGGUCUGGAGCACCGGGCCUACUCACCGGCCCACCCCUUCCGCAGGCCCAAGUUCAGUGGCCGUAACUUCUCCAAGGCAGCUUGCUUCUCCCAGUAUGAGACCAUGUACCAACACUACUACUUCCAGGGCCUCAGCUAUCCCGAGCAGGAAAGUCCAGCCCCACCCAGCCUUGCUCCCAGGGGCCAGUCCCGUGCCUUUCCCCCAAGUGGCAAUGGCAGCCUGCUCUUCCCCACCAUGGUGCACGUGGCCCCACCCUCCCACCUGGAGAGUGGUAGCACAUCCAGCUUCAGCUGCUACCAUGGUCAUCGCUCUGUGUGUAGCGGCUACCUGGCUGACUGCCCAGGCAGUGACAGCAGCAGCAGCAGCAGCUCUGGCCAGUGUCACUGCUCUUCCAGUGACUCUGUGGUGGACUGCACUGAGGUCAGCAACCAGGGCGUUUAUGGGAGUUGCUCUACCUUCCGCAGCUCCCUCAGCAGCGACUAUGAUCCUUUCAUCUACCGCAGCCGGAGUCCUUGCCGUGCUAGUGACAUGGGGGGCUCCAGUAGCUCAAACCGGGGACCUAUCAUGCACCUAGAGGGCUCCCCACCACCUGAGGAGUUCCUGGCAAUCCACAGUCAAGGUGCUGGGCGGGGAGAGCCUUGGCCUGGCCCUGCCUCUCCCUCUGGGGACCAGUUGUCCACCUGCAGCCUGGAAAUGAACUAUAGCAGCAACUCUUCCCUGGAGCACAGGGGGCCCAAUAGCUCUACCUCAGAAGUGGGGCUCGAGGCUUCUCCUGGGACCAUCCCAGACCUCAGGAGGACCUGGAAGGGGGGCCGUGAGGGGUCAUCAUGUGCCUGCUAUUGUGAGCCCCAGCCAUCUGCACUGGAGCCUGGCAGAGGAGCAGCUGGGGGCAGCACCUUGUUCCUGGGCACCCCCCUCUGUGAGGGCUGUGGCCCCGCAGGUGGGGAAUCACAGUCUGGAAGCUCCCAGGGCCUGUAUAGCCUUCACCCAGACCAUUUGCCCAGGACAGAUGGGGUGAAAUAUGAGGGCCUGCCCUGCUGCUUCUAUGAAGAGAAGCAGGUGGCCCACACUGGUGGAGGCGGCAGUGGCUGCUACACUGAGGACCUGUCAGUGAGCGUGCAGUACACACUCACCCAGGAGCAUCCGCCCAGCUGCCACCCAGGGGCCCGGGACCUGAGCCAGCGCAUCCCCAUCAUUCCGGAGGAUGUGGACUAUGACUUAGGCCUACCCUCCGACUGCCAAGGGACCCACAACAUUGGCCACUGGGGUGGGACAUUGGGCAUAGAGGCCCUUCGGCCCCACAGGGGCCUGGGAGCAUCCCAGGAAGAAGAGCAGGUUCUGUGUUGCCCAGUCAGGGCCCCACUGGCCUCUGGCUGCCUUCCGGAGGAGACAGGGACUGCCAGGGCCAGCUUUCCCAGUGCCCUCCAAGACACUCAGGAGUCCAGUGCCAUGGCUGCUGAGGCUACAGGACAGAAAUCUAGCCCAGCUGACGGUGGCCCGGGAGCCUGAGCUCAGAAGGAACUCUUAUGUGGAAUUGGGAACUGUACGGUGACUCCAAACUCUGACUUCCUUCAGAAAACAAAAAAUCUUUUUAGCUUUGAUAAACACAAAAGUGGUAAUAAAGAGAGCCCUCCUUUUCAACCCAAAAUGUGAGCCACUUGUGGCAAAACCACCCCCAUCCCAUUAACAAACCAACAGACAAAAUUCUC